Molecule: messenger RNA, 1299 nt
Organism: Serendipita indica DSM 11827
Lineage: Eukaryota; Fungi; Basidiomycota; Agaricomycetes; Sebacinales; Serendipitaceae
Source: the annotation of a GenBank genome assembly
AUGUUCAGCAAUAUUCUAAAACAGAGGACGCUCAUCCUCUUCACUCGCUCGACGAGUGCUCGUGGUCUCGCGACUCAUGUUGGCCCAUCGGUGCUCACUCCGAGGGCAACACCAGCCGUCUUACACCUUAAAACCGGUCAAUCUUUCACCGGAAAGUCUUUUGGCAGCAAGAAGAGCAUCUUUGGGGAAACCGUCUUUUCGACCUCUAUCACUUCCUACACGGAAUCAAUGACAGACCCGUCUUAUCGAGGGCAAAUUCUCGUCUUUACGACCCCAAUGAUAGGCAACUAUGGCGUACCAGGCAACACGGCACCAUUCGACAGUCAAGACGUGGGCGUCGUACUCGAAUCCAAAGGAAUCCAAUGCGCCGCCGUCGUCGUCGCAGACCUCGCCGAACGCUAUUCGCACCACGCCGCCGUCGAGUCACUUCACUCGUGGUGCAAGCGGCACGACGUCCCUGGUAUCACAGGUGUCGAUACGCGUGCUAUCACGCGCAUCCUACGUGACCAAGGUACGACUCUCGGCCGAUUGGCGGUCGGUCAGGAUGCAAGCCUUCCUGCGCCUGAUUCAUCUGAAUAUUGGGACCCGACGACGGAAAACUUGGUCGCCCAGGCGUCUACAAAGGAACCGUACACUCUUAACCCGUCUGGUGAUGUCAAGAUUGCCGUGCUCGAUUUUGGUGCAAAAGCCAAUAUCCUCCGUUCGCUCGUCCGCCGUGGUGCGAGUUGCACCGUGUUACCGUGGAACUAUGAUUUCAACUCGAUUAGGGAUCAGUUUGAUGGACUGUUCUUGUCCAAUGGUCCAGGUGAUCCGGCCCAUUGCAUGGAGAGUGCGAUGAUGCUCAGAAAGACGUUUGACGAGUGGGAUAAGCCCAUCUUUGGUAUUUGCAUGGGACACCAGGUCAUUGGAAUGGCUGCUGGUCUCGAGGCGUACCGAAUGACGUUUGGCAACCGUGGCCAUAACCAACCCGUGCUAGCCCUCGCCUCGUCUGGCUCUAUCACGGCUGGUCGCGUCUAUGUGACGAGUCAAAAUCAUCAAUAUGCCCUCAAGCUCCAGGAUCCGUUCCCGAAUGGCUGGGAGCCGUUUUUCAUCAAUUGCAACGACUCUUCGGUCGAGGGCAUCAAGUCGACUCCAGAUUCUGGAAAGAGGAUAUGGGGUGUCCAAUUCCAUCCGGAGAGCGCUGGCGGUCCUCUCGAUACCAUCGAGAUGUUUACCGACUUUUUGGCCGAGUGCAGGAGUCAUAAGAUUAAUAGCAACGUGGAUCGUCAGCAUCAUCAGACCAGCCAGUCGUUCCUGUAG